Molecule: messenger RNA, 1604 nt
Organism: Protopterus annectens (West African lungfish)
Lineage: Eukaryota; Metazoa; Chordata; Ceratodontiformes; Protopteridae
Gene: IVD
Product: isovaleryl-CoA dehydrogenase
Exons: 12
Coding region: 1-1209 (402 amino acids)
Biological process (GO): L-leucine catabolic process
Cellular component (GO): mitochondrion
Molecular function (GO): 3-methylbutanoyl-CoA dehydrogenase activity; flavin adenine dinucleotide binding
Source: RefSeq, a predicted model, not a curated record
AUGGAUCUCAUGUUCAGAGGAGAUGAGUUCUAUGUUGUUCCCCAGUUUAAAGUAUAUUUAAGAAGACUGUAUGAACUCCAGCUCCGUCAGACUGUCUACAGAUUUUGUCAGGAAUAUUUAGCUCCAAAAGCACAAGAGAUUGACAAAAAUAAUGAAUUCAAAGAAAGGAAGGAAUUUUGGAAAAAAUUAGGAGAUCUUGGAGUCCUUGGUAUCACAGCUCCCACUGAGUAUGGAGGCUCUGGCAUGUCAUACCUGGAUCAUGUGAUUGUUGUGGAAGAAAUCUCCCGUGCCUCCGGAGCAAUUGGCCUAAGCUAUGGUGCUCAUUCUAACCUAUGUGUCAACCAGCUUGUACGAAACGGCAAUGAGAAGCAGAAAGAAAAGUAUCUGCCAAAGCUGUGUAGUGGUGAACAUAUUGGCGCUCUUGCAAUGUCUGAAGCAAACUCUGGCUCAGAUGUUGUUUCCAUGAGACUGAAGGCUGAAAAGAAAGGUGACUACUAUAUAUUAAAUGGCAACAAAUUCUGGAUCACAAAUGGCCCUCAUGCUGACGUGUUAAUCGUGUAUGCCAAAACUGAUACCAAGGUGAAACCUGCUUCCCAUGGCAUAACAGCAUUCAUUGUAGAAAAGAAUAUGCCAGGAUUUAGCACUGCUCAGAAGCUGGAUAAAUUGGGAAUGAGAGGUUCUGACACAUGUGAGCUCAUUUUUGAGGACUGCAAAGUGCCAGAGGAGAAUAUUCUUGGACAUCUAAGCAAGGGGGUCUAUGUCCUCAUGAGUGGGCUGGACUUAGAAAGACUGGUGCUUUCUGCUGGACCUCUAGGGAUUAUGCAGGCUGUGCUAGACCAUGCAGUACCAUACAUGCACACCAGAGAAGCAUUUGGAAAGAAGAUUGGUCAUUUCCAGCUUCUUCAAGGCAAAAUGGCUGACAUGUACACACGGUUAACAUCCUGCAGACAGUAUGUAUAUAAUGUGGCAAAGGCCUGUGACAAGGGGCAUUACAGUGCAAAGGAUUGUGCUGGUGUCAUCUUGUAUGCAGCAGAAACAGCAACACAGGUUGCCUUGGAUGGAAUUCAAUGUUUAGGUGGAAAUGGCUACAUUAAUGACUACCCCAUGGGCCGCUUCCUCCGUGAUGCUAAGCUAUAUGAGAUUGGUGCAGGAACAAGUGAGAUCCGCAGAAUGGUCAUUGGCCGAGCAUUCAAUGAAAUGUACACUUGAGUAAGAACUGGUGUGAUUGGGCUAGGAACAUCAUGGAUUAAAACCCAGAACAGCAUCAGCUUUUCAGAACACUUUUGUAAUAAACUGUGAUUGUUACCUGAUGGUAACAUGAGGUAUUUAAUAGGAAUUGGUGGAUUUCAUUUUCACUGAACAUUGUUGCAGCUGUUGGCUGAAUCAAACUUCUAUAGCAUAUGGCCAACAGAUCCAUGCAUUGAAGGUAGACAUUUCCAGUGAUUAUAGAUCUGUGUGUAUUACAGCAAGAAAAACUGAUUAAAGAGAAUUUACAAUGAGUUUUUUGAUCUGCAUUUAAAAUAGUAUUGAUUAAAAUGUAUUUAGGUUGCUACUUAUUUGUACUGGGAGAAAGUGUAAAAUAAAAAAAGAUCUAAAGAAGUAAA